AAUUUGUUAGUUUAUAGGUAUAUUAAAGUUAUUUAAAAAAAAUGUUAUCAACUGGUCGCAUCAUAAAGGAAUUUCAAAUAGCUGAUAUUAAAAACAUAAUUCCUAAGUUGUCAUCCAGUUUGCACAAAGGGCAAUGUGGGCGUAUUGGAGUAAUUGGUGGCAGCUCCGAAUACACAGGUGCUCCUUACUUUGCAGCUAUGACUGCAUUACGUUUAGGUGCUGAUAUUGUCCAUGUUUUUUGCUCUUCAGCUGCAGGGACUGCUAUUAAAAGUUACAGUCCAGAUUUAAUUGUUCAUCCCAUUCUAGAUGAUGAUACAGUUUUAAAACAGUUAAGAAUGUGGUUACCAAGAUUGCAUUGUGUAGUAUUUGGGCCAGGUUUAGGGCGUGAAAAGAUUAGUUUGUACUCAGAUAUUCUUGAUCUUUUAAAGCAGUUUGGAAAGCCUACUGUUGUUGAUGCAGAUGGUUUAUAUGUCAUAUCAGAAUUACCAAAUCUUUUAAAAGAUUUUAAGAAUGUUAUAUUGACUCCAAAUGCUUCUGAGUUUAAAAGACUUUUAGAUUCUUUAACUAUCAAUAAUAUGCCAGAAAGUGAACAGUUAAACAGCUUUUUUAAAAGUUAUAGAGAUGUAACACUUGUAAAAAAAGGAAAUAAUGAUGAAAUUAUAAACUUCAAAUCAUAUUCUUGUGUCACUGGUGGAAGUGUAUGUCGAUGUGGUGGCCAAGGUGAUGUUUUAGCAGGUUCUAUAGCUCUUUUUAGUUGUUGGGCUGAUUUAGCUAAAUCUAAUGAUCCACUUACUUUGGGAGCUUAUAGUGGAUGUCUUUUUACCAAGACAUUAAGUAGCCAUGUAUUUAAACAUUAUGGUCGUUCAAUGAUUACAAAUGAUUUUUUUCCGAAAAUACAUAAUGUAUUUAAAGAUAUGUUUGGUGAGGAAUAGUAUUUUAUGAACAGUUUAAACUAUCUAAUUUGAAAAACAACAAAAAGUGUAUUUGUAUACAAUCAAGAACAUCUCUUUUUUUCCCCUUUGUGCUUGUGUGUGUGUGUGCAAGUUUUGUUUUA
Messenger RNA from Hydra vulgaris (swiftwater hydra), 1054 nucleotides. Its product is annotated as ATP-dependent (S)-NAD(P)H-hydrate dehydratase. NCBI's taxonomy places the organism in Eukaryota, Metazoa, Cnidaria, Hydrozoa, Anthoathecata, Hydridae. The record is from RefSeq and is a predicted model, not a curated record. Gene Ontology annotation, biological process: metabolite repair. Gene Ontology annotation, molecular function: ATP-dependent NAD(P)H-hydrate dehydratase activity.